AUGAAACCAUCACCCAGAGUCAACUACAAUGCGUCCUCCUCAAAGCUAGCAAGACUAGCCCUAGUCCUCUCCCUCCUACCAAAACUAUCCUCUUCAAUCCCCUUAUCUAUCCUCCAAAGAGACAACCACAAUCAUCAAUCAUCAACCACUUCCCAUUCUGAAGUAAUCACCCCUGAAGAAUUCUGGACAAAUAUGAUCAUUUCAAUGUUCCUAGUCCUUGCUGGUGGUGUCUUUGCUGGGUUAACUCUAGGUUUAAUGGGUCAAGAUGAAGUUUAUUUAAAAGUUAUUUCAACUUCUGGUGAUGCAAUUGAACAAAAAAAUGCUAAAAAAGUUUUAAAAUUAAUUGAUAGAGGUAAACAUUGGGUCUUGGUUACUUUAUUAUUAUCAAACGUUAUCACUAAUGAAACUUUACCAAUUGUUUUGGAUCGUUGUCUUGGUGGUGGAUGGCCUGCUGUUGUUGGUUCCACUGUUUCAAUUGUUAUCUUUGGUGAAGUUAUUCCUCAAUCUUUAUGUGUUCGUUAUGGGUUACAAAUUGGUGCAUUCUUUACCCCGUUUGUUUUAGGGUUAAUGUAUUUAAUGUAUCCAGUUGCUUAUCCUAUUGCUUGUCUUUUAGAUAGAAUCUUAGGUGAAGAUCAUGGUACAAUGUAUAAAAAAUCUGGUUUGAAAACUUUGGUCACUUUACAUAGAACAAUGGGUGUUGAAAGGUUAAAUAAUGAUGAAGUUACCAUUAUAAGUGCAGUUUUAGAUUUAAAAGAGAAAAAAGUGUUUGAAAUCAUGACUCCAUUGAAAAAUGUUUAUACAAUGUCAUCUGAUCGAAUUCUUGAUGAAAAAUGUGUUGAAGAAAUUUUCAAUUCAGGUUUUUCAAGAAUUCCAAUUCAUAUUCCAAAUGAACCAACAAAUUUUAUUGGAAUGUUAUUGGUUCGUGUUUUGAUAUCUUAUGAUCCUGAAGAUUCUUUACCUGUUUCAAGUUUCCCCCUUGCAACUUUACCUGAAACUCCCCCUGAUACUUCAUGUUUAAAUAUAUUAAACUAUUUCCAAGAGGGGAAAUCUCAUAUGGUUGUUGUUAGUGAACGUCCUGGUGAUUCAAACGGUGCUCUUGGUGUUUUAACUUUAGAAGAUGUUAUUGAAGAAUUAAUUGGUGAGGAAAUUGUUGAUGAAUCGGAUGUUUUCAUUGAUAUUCAUAAAAAUAUUAAAAGAACUCAACCUGGUCCUUUAUCGAAAAGACAUUUGACUCAAUAUUUACAUUCUUUAUAUACUUCAUCUGCAAGAAAUUCAUUAGAAAAUCGUCAUCAUUCAAAUAAUGAUUUACCAAAUUUCAUUAUAAAAGAACAAACUCCAGAUACUUUAACCGCUAUAAAACCAAGCAAUUUAGCUUCAAAUCCAUUAGAAACUUCAAAAUCAUUUGUUACUAUCAAGAGACAACCUCAACCUCAAAGACCUUCAACUCCAUUACUUGUUCGUUCUAAAACUCCAUUAUCAAGAUCAACAUCUCCAAAUUAUGGAAGUGGUGCUACAACAAAUUUGAAAAAAGCAAUUAAUGGUGUUAAAAAUAAAAAAUUCAAACUUCCCGAUCCUUCAACUCCUAGAGAUUCAGAAGCAGAUUUAUCAGAUUUAUUACAUGAUAAAUUAACAGAAACUAAUAAUUCAAAGGGGAAACAUGCACAAUCAUUAAGAAAAAAUUCAAUAGAUCAUAAUGCUUCAAUAGAUCAUCAAUAUGAACAUAGUUAUAGAACAGGCGGGAUCAUUGAAAGUGUUGUUAAUGUUCAAGGUGUUUCUAAAACAAUUAUUGAAAGUGCUCAUGAUUCAGAUGAUGAAGAACAUCAAUCAAUAAAAGGUUAUUUAGUUGAUCAUGAAUCUGAAAGUUCUAAAUUACUGGAUGGAUUCCAUGAAAGAGAAAAAGAUAAACAGAGGAAUAGAGAUAAUUAA
This is a messenger RNA of Hansenula anomala, 1926 nucleotides long. It is a transcript of the gene MAM3, whose product is annotated as Mam3p. The record is from RefSeq and is a predicted model, not a curated record. The transcript has 2 exons. The coding region runs from base 1 to 1926 and encodes 641 amino acids. Gene Ontology annotation, cellular component: intracellular membrane-bounded organelle. Lineage: Eukaryota; Fungi; Ascomycota; Saccharomycetes; Phaffomycetales; Wickerhamomycetaceae. Gene Ontology annotation, biological process: magnesium ion homeostasis.